CGGGGCAUGGCGACGCGAACAAACCAUAAAUUACCAGAAAGAGUGUCCAAAUAGCCAAAAUAGCCACAUUACACGUACGUAGUAGGCUGAGGGUUGAUACUGAGAGCACACUAAAUGAUACAUAUCUAACCAAAAAAAGAAGACGGAACAUAAAAAUUAAUGGUCUGAAGAAUGACAGUAACAAGAAAGUCGAAGAUAUUAUUUGUUAUAUAUUAAUAACAUUAAUAAUAGUUUUAAUGUGAAAAUUUUAUCGAGUAUUUGCAUUAUUAUAAAUGCGACAAAAUGGGAGGCGGAGAUUUGAAUUUGAAAAAAUCAUGGCAUCCAUCUACUAUGAAGAAUAUGGAGAAAGUAAGGAAAGCAGAACAACAAAAUGAUCAAGAGAAUAAAAGAAUAGCCGAAUUGAAGAAGGAGAUUGAAAUAGAGAAAGAUUUGGAGGACAUAAAAAAAUAUGCUAUAGAACAAGGCGUGUUAGAAAAGAAGGACGAUAAAAAAUUAGACUGGAUGUAUAAAGGACCAAAUCAAAUGAUUAACAGAGAGGAGUACUUAUUAGGAAGACCAGUUGAUAAAGCUUUUGAACAAAUGCAACAGGCAGUAAAAGAUACAGAACUGAAUAGGAUGCCAAAAAAUCAUGUUGAAUAUGAAUGUAUUCCACCUUCACUACGAUUUUUCUCUGGUACUGAACAAGUGGAUCUGGCUAGAAAAAUACAAGAAGAUCCUCUAUACGCCAUAAAGAAGAAAGAGAUGGAGAGUAGGAAUCAACUUUUAAAAAAUCCUGUUAAAUUAAAACAACUUAAAGAAUUGCUCGAGCAACAAUCGUGCAAAGAUAAAAGUGAAAAGAAGAAAUCGAAGCAGAAAGAUAGUAGUGAGGAUGAAACUAAAUUGGAUAUUUUAUUAGCUACUAAAUAUAAACAAUUAAAAGACAAUAUCACUGAAAAAAACUUGCUAAAAUCAAUGAAAAAAAUAAAACACAAGCGGAUGAAAAAAUCAAAAAAACAUUAUUAUAAUUCUGAUAGCGAAACAGACAACAGCAAUAACGACAAGUCUAUUAAAAAGAAACGACAUAAACAACGAAAAAAGCGAAAAAGAAGUACAGAUGAUAGCGAUAGUGACAGUAUUGAUAGCAAUAAAAAAAUCAUCAUUAAGCAUAACACGAAAGAUAAAAAAGAAGUAUAUGACCGGAAAUAUUCAAGAAAUGAUACAAGAGUAGAUGAUAGAGAAAAAGUCAAAAAAAGAAACUUGAGCGAAGAUAGAAAAAUAGAAGAUAAAAACUUAAGGUACGGAAGAAAUAAAAAACAAAGAGAAGAAUAUAAUAAGAAUGAUGAUCGACAAUGCGAUAGUAAACAAAGAGAUGGCUCAAGAAAUAAAUACAAUGAUAAAAAAUGUUUAGUAGAGAAACAAAAUGAUACGAAGAAUAGGAAAGAAGAAAAAUAUACACCACACACAAAAUCAAGACCGGGUCUUACAGAAAAGGAGAAGGAACAACGGCGAAAAGAAAUGAUGGAAAAUGCAGUGUGGCGUAAUAAAGAAAGAGAGAAAAAUGUAAAAAUGUAUCGCGAACAAGAGAAGAAAGAAGAGCAAAAUAACAUAUCGAAUAAUAAAGAUUUUAUUAGAAAACAAUUAAUCGUCGUAACAGAAGUGGGUACUGUCGCAUCUAGGAUCAAAGCUAAUAUUAAUAAUAUACAACGUUCCGGACGAGCAAUGGAUACAAAUUUCGUGAAAAGAUGAUUUUUAUCUCCAAUCCUAUUUACUUUGUAGAAUUAUGUAAUUAAAAUUUAUUAUUUAUGAAAAUUACGUAUAUUAAUUUUUAUUAUGUAUAAAAUAAUCUCUAAUUUUUAAUAAUUUUCUCAUUAUUUUGCAAAUAAUGUAAUACAUCCUUAAAUCAACUUCUAAUACUAAUCACAUUGAAUUUUAGAAUAGGAAAGAAGAAAAA
This is a messenger RNA of Monomorium pharaonis (pharaoh ant), 1930 nucleotides long. RefSeq names its product pre-mRNA-splicing factor CWC25 homolog. Gene Ontology annotation, cellular component: U2-type spliceosomal complex. The record is from RefSeq and is a predicted model, not a curated record. Bases 283 to 1725 code for a protein of 480 amino acids. The transcript has 6 exons. Gene Ontology annotation, biological process: mRNA splicing, via spliceosome. NCBI's taxonomy places the organism in Eukaryota, Metazoa, Arthropoda, Insecta, Hymenoptera, Formicidae.